AUGUCCAAAAAGGCAAGCUGUGGUGGCGUUGCUCGUAAUGAGCAUGGAGAGUGGUUGAAAGGUUUCUCCUACGCAUUAAGCUCAUGCUCAGCAAAAAUGGCGGAGGCUUGGGUGAUUCUAAAAGGAAUCAAGUUUGUAAAGACUCUUGUGAGCAACAACAUCUGCUUCGAAUGCAACUCGAAAAUGAUCACAUACGCAAUCUCUCAAGGAGCAAGACUUGAUAGUACUAUGAACAAUAUUUUGGAUGCAAGCAGACGUGAGCUAAGCAACAUUAGGUCUUGGCACCUCGGCCUCGUCCCAAGAGAUAUUAACCAUGCAGCCGAUCACCUUGCUAAAAUGCGAACGAGGCAGAAAGGAGAUGCAGCUUAUUUUGAGGAAUUGAAGGCUGCAUUUUUUCAGACCAAAGAGGUUUCUCAACUGGUUCAAGUUGUGAUGAAGAUUGACUGCACGUCAAGUCCAUGGUGA
Molecule: messenger RNA, 465 nt
Organism: Ipomoea nil (Japanese morning glory)
Lineage: Eukaryota; Viridiplantae; Streptophyta; Magnoliopsida; Solanales; Convolvulaceae
Exons: 3
Coding region: 1-465 (154 amino acids)
Molecular function (GO): RNA-DNA hybrid ribonuclease activity; nucleic acid binding
Source: RefSeq, a predicted model, not a curated record